Messenger RNA from Micropterus salmoides (largemouth bass), 1893 nucleotides. RefSeq names its product C-type lectin domain family 4 member G-like. The transcript has 7 exons. The record is from RefSeq and is a predicted model, not a curated record. The coding region runs from base 60 to 1181 and encodes 373 amino acids. Lineage: Eukaryota; Metazoa; Chordata; Actinopteri; Centrarchiformes; Centrarchidae.
UAACAACUGUGGUUAUUCUGUCUACAAGUCAGAUAGAACUCAACAGAAGGACUGUAGCGAUGGCGGAGGAGGAGGUCAGCUACGCUUCAGUUGUAUUCAAAACUAACAAGCGUUCCCCACCUGAAGCUAAUAAGGAGGAGGAAACUGUGUACAGUGAUGUGAAGGUGCGAAGCAAAACAACCGAAAAGACUGCUGACACAAACGCAGGACUUUUGCCAGACAAGAAAACAAACAGCAGAGGUCGCUGCUAUCAGCAGGUGGCUUGUUGUUUGGGGAUUCUUUGUGUCAUUUUGCUGUUGGGCAUCAUAGCAGUCUGUGUCUACGUUGUUACAUUAAAUCAUCAAAGUGAACCGAACCAGCUGAAAGAAAACCAAACGAUUCUACUGGCUCUCAAUGGAAACCUGACAAACCAGAACAACAAACUCAGCUCAGAAAAUGAAAAGCUGAGGAGGGAACACAACAAUCUGAGAGUCCAGUUGGAGAACCUGACACAAGCCUAUACUGUCUUAAAAAGCAACAUCACAAACCUGUCUGCAGAAAACCAGAACCUGACAUCACAAAACACCAAGCUGUCUGCAGAAAACCAGAACCUGACAUCACAAAACACCAAGCUGUCUGCAGAAAACCAGAACCUGACAUCACAAAAAAUGAAGCUGGAGACACAGAGGAACAACUUAACAGAACAGAUACGGAACAUGGAGACAAAGUGGAAUGAGCUCAACGUCAGUCGAGCUCAGUGGAGCAUUGAUGCCUACUGCCCAAAACCAAAGAACCAAAACAGACAGUGUAAAGCUUGUCAGGAUGGCUGGUUACCCUCCCAGUCCAGCUGCUAUGCGAUUAAUGACCCUGAUGUUUCUGGUCAGAAAACCUGGGAAGAAGCUCGAGAAAACUGCACAGGAAAGAUUUCAGAUUUGGUUGUUAUAGCUGAUCAAACGGAAAAGACAUUCAUCAGUAAUAACAGUUGGGGCAGUUCAGGAACCAAGGGAUACUGGAUUGGUCUGAGAGCUGAAGAUGGGAAAUGGAAGUGGGUCGAUGGAAGUGUUCUGACUGAAAACUCCUGGAUACAACAACCUGCUACCAACGGUCAGUGUGUAAUUUCUGUAGAGACAGAAGGAUGGAAAUCAGUGAGCUGUGGUGCCAGAAACAGAUGGAUCUGCAAAAAGAAGGCUUUAUCUCUUUAAACACUGCAGUCAAGGUUACUGGGGACUCUGUAAAGAUUCAUUACAUGUAAAAUAAUAUCUACUGAUAUACUUCACAAAAAAGUGAAACAUUUUUCAUGUGUGUGCAAAAAAAACAGAUCCUCUAAUAUAAGUGUGUUCAGGUUGUUUGGGUAUUCUGCCUCCUUGUCUCAUCCAGUACAGUCCCAAACUGUCCUGUGUCUGUCUAACGGGGACGCUACCACAUCAACAAAGCAAAAAUGUAUGCCAGUGCACCGCAGAGUACAGGAUAGGUAGAUUUCUGUUAAAAUAUGACUCAUUAGAUUGUGAUUAUUAGAACAAUUUCUUUUAAAUUUUUUAACUUUAUUUUUAAAAUGCCAGAGGAAAGAUAGGUAGGAGAGAUUUUGAAUGUGCAGAAAGUUUUGAACAUGAACAGAAAACCUGCUGAAACACAGGAACUAAUAAAGUUCAGGUGUUUAUAAAUGAAUUUAAUUAAUUAAUGUAUCGUUGAGAUGAAAACGUGCCACAUGCUAAUUUUUUUAGAGAUUACUUCCCCAAACAAAAGACAGAAAAGAGGAAGGAAGACUAAUUUAAAGCUCUCGCCCUGCUAUAUCUCCUUUUAGUCCCAUACACACCAGCACGUACCUUGAGAUCCUCGGGCAGAGGUCUGCAGUCUGUUCCACAGUCUCAACUGAAAACUAAAGGGGACAGAGCGUUUGGAGUCAGGGCCCCGAGG